CGACAACAACAGCAACACAGCGAUAUUGUUGAAAAAACAAGGCGAUAUCAGUAACACCAAAUUCAACAACAUCAACAACAGCAACAACAACAGCAAAAGCAACAUAAUGUCAUCAGGAAAACGACCCAACAACCCAAAAUUGAAACGAAACAACAACAACCACAAACACAACGACAACGACGACCGCAUUAGCUACAACCACAGCAACAACCACAGCAACAACAUCAACAGAAGCAACAAAAUAACGUAUAAAGUUUUGUUGCUGGGUGAUUCGGGUGUCGGCAAGACAUCUAUCAUGAAGUCUCUUACUGGAUCACCCUUCAGCUACAACAUGCUCUCAACUGUCGGAAUUGACUUUGUGAAGAUGGCGUUCGAAGUCGACGGAGCCCAAGUGACUCUACAGAUUUGUUCAAAAAAUGUUCAGCGUCGUUUGAUUUUCAAAUAUUCGUUGCUACCUUCAUUCUCGUACGUCUUGGCUGAACAAGAUCAAUUGCUGCAAGGUUUGAUCCUCGUGUAUGAUACCACCAACAAGGAGACGUUUGAGACUUUGGACUACUGGAUGAACUCCAUCGAAUCAAUCUUCGACAAAGACUGCAAAGAGCCAGUGCCAGUUGUCAUGGUCGGUAACAAAAUGGACCUCGCUGGCAAGAGGCAAGUUUCAUACCAAGAUGGGCGAAAGUUAUCAGAGCGAAACUUCAUGGCGGGUUUCAUGGAGACGAGCGCAAAGGACGGGACGAACAUAAGAGACUGCUUCCAACUUCUAGCUGAGAACAUCGUCGAUACUUACGAUCGCAACAUGAUGGAUAUGUACCGCCUGUCGCAGGCCAUCGACACAAUCAAGCGAUCGGUCGACUACCCAGCAGCCACUGAAGAUGUGGUAGCCGCCCCAACCACAUUAACCACAAACCCCCAUCGCGCUGAUGACAAAAAGAAGUCAAGUGAUGAAAAAUUUCACAAAACAAAUAAAAGAGAAAAGCACAAAUUGAUAAGAACGAAAGAUAAAAAAUCGAAGACCAUAAAACUAAAAUCAUUUGGGAUGUCAAAGACAUCCGGUUGCCAAUGUAUCCAUUAAUAAAUAUUCUAUUGACUUUGUUUUAGCUGUGCCUUCAUUUUUAAUUCUUUGUUUGUUUUUUAAACUACUUAAAAUUUUUUAAACCGAAAAUUGAUUUACAUUUUUUCGAAAUUAUUGUAAAUAAAUUAUUUGUUAAACUAUUUAGUUCAAUUUUAUUCAAUUUUUAUUGAGGUAUUUUGUACUUCACAGUUAAUCUUUUGUAUCGUUUCAAGUACAAAUGCAAUCGUCAACUCAUCAAGUCAUAUAGAUUCUUUAAAAAUGAAAUGAGGAUGUUUUGAACAACGAUCUAGUCAUUCAUUCUUUUUAUAUGUAAUUUAAUGAUUAAAAUUAAAUAAUUAAUUUUUUUUUAUUUCGUAUUUAUAAUCAUUGUCUAUUUUCGUCCAUUCAUUUGUUUUGAAGACUUUUUAAUCUUUUGAAGACUUUUUAAUACAUAAAAUCUUCAUCUAUUUAGAGUGUUUCUAAACAUUUCUUCAAUUUAUUAAAAAAACUAUUGUUAAUAAGUUUUAAUUAGUUAAAAAUAACUUGUAAAAAGUAUUGAUAUGAAGUAUUUUUAUGGAUAUGUUUGUAAAUUUUAUUCGCUAGGACGUUGAAAAAUGUCUAUUGUAUGUUUCAUAUGAAAUAAAGAACAACAGUU
Helobdella robusta is the source of this 1706-nucleotide messenger RNA. RefSeq lists its product as hypothetical. The transcript has 7 exons. The record is from RefSeq and is a predicted model, not a curated record. The coding region runs from base 107 to 1072 and encodes 321 amino acids. Gene Ontology annotation, molecular function: GTP binding; GTPase activity. Lineage: Eukaryota; Metazoa; Annelida; Clitellata; Rhynchobdellida; Glossiphoniidae.